UUCAAGAACAAACCAGUGACCUAUAGAAAACCAAUAAAAUUACUCCAAGUCUAUGAGUCUAUCCAAGAUGGAGGCUACUUUCAGCUUUCUUGCAGUCUGUGUUUUCUUGGCAUCCUUAGCCAUUUUAUUAUGGGGAGUGAUGGAUUGGGUGUGGUUCAAGCCCAAGAAGCUGGAAAGGUGCCUUAAACAGCAAGGCUUUAAGGGUAACCCUUACAGGCUCCUCUCUGGAGACAUGAAAGAUGCUCUCAACAUGCUAACUCUUUCCAAUUCUAACCCCAUGAAUCCCUCUGAUGAUUAUAUAGCCCCUAGGCUCAUUCCCUAUUUCCUUCAUCUCAUCAACAAAUAUGGUAAAAAAUGCAUUGUGUGGAUGGGUCCACGGCCUAUGGUGUUUGUCAUGGAUCCGGAUUUAGUGAAAGAGGUUUUCAAUAAGCAUCAUCUGUAUCAGAAGCCUCGGAGCAACCCUUUGGGAAGGAAGCUGGUGCAAGGGCUAGUCAGCCUUGAGAAAGAUACAUGGGCAAAACACAGAAGAUUAAUCAAUCCUGCCUUCUACUCUGAGAAGCUCAAGCUUAUGCAGCCGGCUUUCUUGCUGAGCUGCGGUGAAAUGGUGACAAAAUGGGAGGGGACUGUCUCCGGAAAAGGUUCUUGCGAGCUGGAUGUGUGGCCUGACCUUCAAGGCUUGACGUGCGAUGUGAUCUCUCGCACCGCAUUUGGGAGCAGCUAUGAAGAAGGAAAGAAAAUUUUUGAACUACAAAGAGAACAGACCAAGUACUUCAUGGAAGUUGUGCGCCAAGUGUAUGUCCCUGGGUGGAGAUUUUUGCCAACAAAGAGGAACCGAAGAAUGAAUGCCAUUGAGAAGGAAGAGAAAUCAUCCAUCCGGAAGAUUAUAGACAAGAGAUUGAAGGCGUUAAAGGAAGGAGAGACUAACAAUGAAGAUUUAUUAGGCAUAAUGCUGGAAUCCAACAUGGAAGAAAUCAGAAAGCAAGGGAAAAAGGAAUGCGGGUUGAGCAUUGAAGAGAUCAUUCAGGAGUGCAAGUUGUUCUAUUUUGCAGGGCAGGAGACUACAUCAGUGUUGCUAGUUUGGACUAUGAUUCUUCUUAGCAGAUUUCAAGAUUGGCAAACUCGAGCUAGAGCUGAGGUGUUGAGUGUCUUUGGCCAUGAUGAGCAGAUGGAUUUUGAAAAAUUAAAUAACCUUAAAGUUGUGACAAUGAUUUUGUACGAGUCCUUAAGGCUAUAUCCACCAGUAACUGGCUUAAUGAGGACCGUUGUAGAGGAGGCAAAACUUGGAGACAUAGUUUUGCCUCAAGGGGCAGUAGUAUCAUUACCGAUACUUCUGCUACAUUUUGAUAGUGAGAUAUGGGGAGAGGAUGUUAAAGAGUUCAAACCAGACAGGUUCAGUGAAGGGAUAAUGGGAGCAACAAAGGGCAAAAACGCCUUCUACCCGUUUGGUGGGGGGCCUCGAAUAUGCAUUGGUCAAAACUUCGCUUUGAUGGAAGCUAAAAUGGCUAUGGCAAUGAUUCUACAACGCUUCUCCUUCGCGCUUUCUCCUUCAUAUACUCAUGCUCCUAUUUCAAUGGUGACCACUCAUCCUCAACAUGGUGCUCCCCUCAUUAUGCACAAGCUCUAACGUUUUACCUAUUAUGACCUGUCAGAUAAAAUUUCUAUGGAAUUCUCUGCGAUGUGAAGAAGUUAUAAAGGCAGUUUUGCUCCACUUUCUAUAAAAUCUCUGCGAUGUUGGAAAACUUGCCAUGUAAACAAUAAUACACUCCCUUAGCCUGUUUUCUUUGUAUAUGACGUGUUUACCUUUUUUAGAAGUAUUUUAUGAUUUGCUCCA
Cuscuta epithymum is the source of this 1831-nucleotide messenger RNA. The record is from the annotation of a GenBank genome assembly. NCBI's taxonomy places the organism in Eukaryota, Viridiplantae, Streptophyta, Magnoliopsida, Solanales, Convolvulaceae.